AUGAAUCCACCUCCUCCACCUCCAGCUCCGUUCCCCAAUCCAUCUUCUUACACCUUCCUUCCACCAAACCCUAACCCUAAUUUCUUUCCCUCUCACCUUCACCACCCCCCCUCUCCUUCCAGCACCAGCACCAGCACCAGCACCACUAACCUUCCGACCCUUAAUGACCUCCACACCACCUUGUCAACUCUCAAACAGCUCAUAAACCUAUCACAAGCUGCCAUAAUCUGCAUCUCCACUCUACUUCCUCCCACCGCUUCCACCUCCACCUCCUCCGCUACCUGCCCCUGCCCUUUCAAUCCCCAUCACCAACUUCUCCCAAAGUCCCUCUUCCGCCACUUCUUCCAAUGCUCAUCUUCUACCACUCCUCUCGACCCUUCCCUCCUCCAGUCCCUCCACUACCCCAAAACUCUCCAAUCUUCAGCCGAACUAAUCAACCAAAACCGUUUCGUACAAACCCUCCACGACCCCAGCACAGACCUCUGUUUUUCUCUCGACGAUUACUUCAAUUUUCGUCCCAAUUUCUUUUAUAAAGAUUGCCCCGGCGUUGUUACUUCAUCCAAUCAAAAUAAUACAAACCCAAUGCUCACAUUACCGGGGGUUCUAUGCAUAGAAUGUGCAAAUUUUAUCGGCAGUGGUGAUAAAGAGACAAAGGGUUUUGAUAGAAAUAGUGUUAGACUCCUUCCUUCGGAGAUUUGGAUUGUUAGGAGUGAAAUUGAGGCAUGGAAUGAGUAUCCUAGUUCCUAUUCCUAUGCUGUUCUUCGAGCAAUUUUGUGCUUGAAACUGAGUGAAUUCCAUGAUUUGAUGAGAUGGAUCAUUGUGAAUUCGCCUCGUUAUGGGGCUGUGAUUGAUGUGCCGAUGAGGGAUCAUAUAGUUUUGCUUUUUAGGCUAUGUUUGAAGGCGAUUAUUGGGGAAGCCAUUGGAUUAGCAGAUCCAGUUUUUAACAGAGAGGUGGAGUUGAGUCCGAAAAUGAAUGGAAAGUUGUUUGCCGUGAACAUGCUAAAGCAAUGCCUAUUUUAUUCUUUAUUGAAUUCUUCAUUGCACCCCUUGGAGCGAAACACCACGGAGUCACCUCCUUUGAAAAGAUUGGAUGAUAUGCCACUUGGAAAAAGUACCGAGAAUGAAGGUAACAAUAUAGCUGUUGGCACCGUUAGUGACAGUGUAGUUUUUGUUUCUCAAGUAGCUGCGGCAGUUGCUGCAUUGCACGAACGGUCUUUUCUUGAAGAAAAAAUAAAAGGGUUACGGAAUCCACAAGCACUGAGUGAUUACCAGAGAAUGGCUGAGCAUGCAUAUAUAUCAAAGAGAGCUGAUGAGGAGCGGCGGAAACGCACUAACUUUAGACCCAUACUUGAACAUGAUGGGCUUCUGUGGCAGCAUUCACGUAAUCACCCUUGCCCGAGGAGCAGACAAGAUAUUGUGUUACAGAAAUGGGGACUUCAAUAUGUAAAGGAAGAUGCAAUGACCACCCAACAUCCGGAGGAGUCGGGCUUUUAUUCAUCAUAUCUUCCUGGAACAGGUCCAUGCUAA
This is a messenger RNA of Ilex paraguariensis (yerba mate), 1527 nucleotides long. Lineage: Eukaryota; Viridiplantae; Streptophyta; Magnoliopsida; Aquifoliales; Aquifoliaceae. The record is from the annotation of a GenBank genome assembly.